AUGGCGGCCGUGUUGGAUCGAGGUUGGCCCUUGUCGACCACCACCAGUACGACAUAUGGCGCUGUGCUUGUGGUUCUUACGAUCGGUCAGGUCGUCCUAUCUUUGGGCGCAAAGCUCGUCUACAAUCUAUACUUUCACCCGCUGGCUGCUUACCCCGGGCCUCUCCUGGCUCGGUGCAGCCGUCUAUGGUACACCAAUGCUCUGGUACGCGGCAACCUGCCAUUUGUGGUGCACCAGGCGCACGAGAAGUAUGGCGAGAUUGUUCGCAUUGCCCCUGACGAGCUGGCGUACAUCGACGCGCGGGCGUGGAAGGACAUCUACGGGCCUCGGCCGGGCAGACAUGAGAUUCCCAAGGAUCCCAACUUCUACCUGAACACCUCAGUGGGCGACGUGAGCAUCAUCGGGGCAGACUCGGUGCGGCACGGCAAGCUGCGGCGUCUGCUGUCGCAUGGCUUUUCCGAGCGGGCACUGCAGGACCAGGUGCCCAUCAUCCAAGACUACGUGGAUUUGUUUAUCGCCCGGCUGCGAGUUCUCAGCAAAAAGCCGGAGCCAGUCGACAUAGUGACAUGGUACAAUUUCUUUACCUUUGAUGUCAUUGGCGAUUUGGCAUUUGCAGAGUCGUUCGGAUGCUUGGAAACGUCCAAAUACCACCCGUGGAUCGACUUCAUGUUCGAGGUCAUCGUUGGAGGUACCUACAAGCGCGCCGCGGACCAUUACCCGCUGGUGGGCCGGCUGAUGAAGCUGUUGACCCCCGAGCGCGUCAAACAAGGGGUUGCUGCUCACCUGGCCUUGAUGAAGCACAAAGCCAUGCACCGCCUGGAGUUGAAGACCGACCGGCUGGAUUUCAUGACGCGAAUGGCCGCUCCUGACAGCGGCCUCACGCCCGAGGAGUUCAUUGCCAGCGCCGACACCAUCCUGCUCGGCGGCAGUGAAACCACCGCGACCCUUCUUUCCGGCAUCACCUACUAUCUGCUGAAGCAUCCCGCGGUGCUGGACAAGCUGGUCGAAGAGAUCCGCACUAAAUUCUCCUCCGAAGAGGAAAUCGACCUUGUCAGCGUUAACACGCUCGACUACAUGCUCGCCUGUCUCAACGAGACCUUCCGUCUGUAUCCUCCCGUCCCCGGUGCUCUUCCCCGGCGGACCGUUGUUGGCGAGGCAUUGGCAGGAAGCUAUGUGCCGCCCAAUACGACAGUUGCUAUCUACCACUGGGCAAUGUAUCGAACUGGCAGGCAUUUCAAGCGACCCCUAGAAUAUCUGCCCGAGCGCUGGUUAAAGGAGUCCUGGUUUGAGGAGGACGAUCGAUCCGUCAUGCAGUCGUUCAGCUACGGCCCACGCAAUUGUAUUGGCCGCAACCUGGCUUACGUCGAGAUGCGUCUCCUCCUGGCGAGGAUGCUUUUUAGUUUUGAUAUCGAAGCCACGCCCGCGAUCGAAGGCUGGCUGGAUCAGAAGGUCUAUCUUCUCUGGCAGAAACCGCCUCUCUGGAUCAAACUGAAACCCAGAGAUGUCAAGUUGAGGCCUCAGGUGGUUAAGCUGUUGGAGCAAUCAGAGCAACCGUCGGCCACUUGA
This is a messenger RNA of Capronia epimyces CBS 606.96, 1566 nucleotides long. RefSeq lists its product as uncharacterized. The coding region runs from base 1 to 1566 and encodes 521 amino acids. The record is from RefSeq and is a predicted model, not a curated record. The transcript is spliced from 5 exons. Lineage: Eukaryota; Fungi; Ascomycota; Eurotiomycetes; Chaetothyriales; Herpotrichiellaceae. Gene Ontology annotation, molecular function: monooxygenase activity; oxidoreductase activity, acting on paired donors, with incorporation or reduction of molecular oxygen; heme binding.